This is a messenger RNA of Psylliodes chrysocephalus, 752 nucleotides long. Lineage: Eukaryota; Metazoa; Arthropoda; Insecta; Coleoptera; Chrysomelidae. The record is from the annotation of a GenBank genome assembly.
AACGUUGAACGAGAACGAGAUACAAGUGUAGGUAGAAAGUAAUAUUGAAAGAGUUAAAGGCAAUUUAAAAAGGCUAAUUGUUGAUUGAAGGUGUAUUAUAAUAUCGUUUAAAAAUGCUGUUCCCAUUAUUGUUGGAGGAUAGUUCUUGGGCUCCUAAAUGUCGCCAGUAUGAAUCGACUUUGGAUAUUUUCAAACCUCUAGCCGUUGUAGACGGCUUGCUAAAAUUGUCGGAAAUUGCUAAAGAAAUGAAAAAAAUGGAUGCAUGUUUAAAACAGGAAACUGGAUCUGAUUUUUUUUCCGAAAACAAAUUCCAUGCUAAUUUCGAUGUUCAGCAUUUCAAACCAGAAGAAAUUACUGUUAAAGUUUCUGGUGGUGUAAUAUCCGUGGAAGCCAAGCACGAAGAAAAACAAGAUGAACAUGGUCAGGUUUACAGACAUUUUGUACGAAAGUACAAAUUACCAAAGAAUUGCGAUUUAGAUCGGUUGGAAACAAAACUGUCUUCGGAUGGAGUUCUUAGUAUUAGUGCACCUGUUAUUGGAAAAAAGACUGAUGAAAGAUCCAUUCCAAUUACCCAAACUGGGAAACCUGCUAGAGCGCUAGAAGAGAGCGAGAAGAGUGAAUUUGAAAAUCCGAAAAAAAAGAAGAAAAUUUCUAAGUAACUCAUUUAGAUUAAAUUACAUUUUUUGUUAGUUAUCAAACAACGUUUAAAAAUGUACUUAACUUUCAACUGCUUAUUAGAAUUUAAGUUUUUU